GACCCUUUCAUUAAUCACCCAAGGAAGCUUCAUCCCAAUUGGGUCAUCCAUAUUGUAUUCUAUUCUUCGUUAAAAAAUGUUAGCCAUCGUUUUUUACCAGCCCAAGAGUUCAAACAAUCGUAACCCAGUGAAAUAUCAAGACCCUUUCAGUCAACGGUGUAACGAGGCGCUCUAUUCGAAGCGAAAAUCGGCUUGUUUCUUCUCAGAAUCAUAAUUUCUCAACUGGGUUUUCUUCAAUUGGUUUGAUUUGGGGUUUGUUUCAUCCAAAUGAACUCCCGAUUUGGGUUUUUGUUAUUGGUUUUGAUAUCUGUUCUUCUGGGUGCUGAUUCAAAGUGCCCUAGAACAUGCGAUGUAGCUUUGGGUUCAUAUUUAGUUUGGCAGGGAAGCAAUUUGAGUUUGAUAUCCAAUCUGUUCGGCGUGCAAUCCCCUGAUACCAUUGUGAGCUACAACAGAGAUAAAGUUCCCAACAAAGACACCAUUACUAGCGGCGAUAGGAUCAACAUUCCAUUCUCCUGCGGCUGUAUUAACGAUGCUUUUCUGGGUCAUACGUUCCAGUACAGGAUUAGCAGUGGAGAUAGCUACAAUCAAAUUGCGACCAAAUUCUACGCGGGCUUGACUACGGUGGACAUGUUACAGAGAUUCAAUAAUUUUGAUGUUAGUCGGCUUCCUGUAGGUGGAAUUUUGAAUGUAGUGGUGAACUGCUCUUGUGGGGAUCCUGAUGUUUCCAAGGAUUAUGGGCUGUUCAUCACUUACCCAAUUGGAUCAAAUGAUAGUUGGGCUAAUUUGGAACGAGAUACAAAGAUCAGCUCGAAUUUGCUGCAGCAGUACAAUCAGGGUGUGAAUUUCAGCCUAGGAAAUUUGAUCUUUAUUCCAGGCAGAGAUCAAAGUGGCAGCUACCCACCUCUGAACAUAAGCACAGGACUUGUAGGUGGAGCCAUUGCUGGCUUAGUUAUUGGUGUAGUUCUUGGGGUCUUACUUGUAGCAAGCGUCGUUUACAUCGUCGUUCGAAGGAGGAAGUCGAAAAGUUCUACAUUGCUGGUGUCCUCCCAAGAUUUAUCUUCUCAAGAUGGGCAUGGUCUCGUGAUGGGAAGUUCCAUGGAUAAAUCUACUGAAUCAAAUGGUCGAGGUGGUGGUAUAGCUGCAGUCACAAAUAUUACUGUGGAAAAAUCAGUGGAAUUCUCAUACGAAGAGCUUGCGAAGGCGACCGAUAACUUUAGUUUGGCGAACAAAAUCGGUGAAGGUGGUUUUGGAUCGGUUUACUAUGCAGAACUCAGAGGAGAGAAAGCAGCAAUAAAGAAGAUGGAUAUGGAAGCUACAAGGGAGUUCCUCGCCGAAAUUAAAGUUCUAACACGUGUUCACCACUUGAACCUGGUGCGUUUGAUAGGAUAUUGUGUUGAGAAUUCUCUAUUCCUAGUCUAUGAGUUCAUUGAGAAUGGCAAUUUAGGGCAACAUUUACGUGGCACAAGUCGGGAUCCGUUGCCCUGGCAUACUAGGGUCCAAGUCGCGCUUGAUUCAGCUCGAGGUCUUGAGUAUAUCCAUGAGCACACCGUACCCGUUUAUAUUCAUCGUGAUAUCAAAUCAGCCAAUAUAUUGAUUGACAAGAACUUUCAUGGAAAGGUUGCGGAUUUCGGAUUAACCAAGUUGACUGAAGUUGGUAAUUCGUCUCUUCCCACUCGUCUUGUGGGCACAUUUGGAUAUAUGCCACCCGAAUAUGCACAAUAUGGUGAUGUUUCUCCAAAAAUCGAUGUGUACGCUUUCGGCGUUGUUCUUUACGAGCUUAUUUCAGCCAAGGAAGCUGUGGUUAAGACAAACAGAGCCAGCGCAAUUAACGAGUCGAAAGGCCUCGUCGCUUUGUUUGAAGAUGUACUGAAUCAACCCGACGCAAAGGAGAACCUUCACAAACUAGUUGAUCCGAGACUCAAAGAGAACUACCCUCUCGAUUCGGUUUUCAAGAUGGCUCAACUUGCCAGAGCAUGUACACAUGAGAAUCCACAGCUACGCCCAAGCAUGAGAUCCAUUGUGGUUGCUCUCAUGACACUUUCUUCUGCAACAGAAGAUUGGGAUGUUGGCUCGUUCUACGAAAACCAAGCCCUCGUCAACUUAAUGUCGGGAAGGUAGACUCAAGCACCAUAAUCAUCGCUCGAUUUCCACGUCUCAUGGAAGCCUGUGUAACCUCUUAUUUGAUCUCUUUCUGGACAAACAUAUAUGUAAAUUCAUGUAGUUGAGAAUUAUGGAUUGCCUAUGAAAAGGUUCUAUCGUGUCAUAUGUUCUUGAA
Cucurbita maxima (winter squash) is the source of this 2275-nucleotide messenger RNA. RefSeq names its product lysM domain receptor-like kinase 3. Gene Ontology annotation, biological process: innate immune response; protein phosphorylation. The record is from RefSeq and is a predicted model, not a curated record. Gene Ontology annotation, molecular function: transmembrane receptor protein kinase activity; ATP binding. Bases 268 to 2118 code for a protein of 616 amino acids. The transcript has 12 exons. NCBI's taxonomy places the organism in Eukaryota, Viridiplantae, Streptophyta, Magnoliopsida, Cucurbitales, Cucurbitaceae.